CGCAUACACCAAAAAUCCACUUUACAAACGGUAACACGAUCGAACUGCAACAGAGACAUGUAUAAAGCUAGUCGGGAUUCGUGACAACGUGCGUUGGGAGUUACUUGCGUUUUCGUCGCUUGUUGUGUGCGACUUAUGUUGUUUGUGGUACCAACAACUGAUCGGGGCGAAUUGACGAACUCUCACACCUUGUCUCACCAGAUUUUUUUGGUACAAACUCUGGGAAUAUAACAAGGAGGAUCACACACCGGGUUAUUUUCAGUGUCAACAGAACUCACCAUGGCGUACAAGCAAGGCGUUGCCUGUGGAGCCAGCGUGACACUCCUCAUCGGUUCGGGGGUCUUGCUCGGCCUGUACGUGGCCUGCAGCUCGCUCUCGUGCAAGGCACUGGCUUUUUCCUUCUUUUCCCCCGUGUGGACUGGCGUUCUGCUUAUGGGAACUUCUUUUGUCGGGAUCUUCAUGUCGACAACGAAGUCGGAGAAAGGAUGCGGCGGCAUAUAUCUGUUUCUCAGCAUCUUGGGCAUCCUAGCCACGAUAGGCUGCGUGUGCCUCACGCUGUACGCGUUCUUCUGGGAGUUAACCCUGACCUUGACUUCCUCCGUGACGACUUAUACUAGGACGUCCUACGGAAGCUUCGCCACCACAACUGCCGUGGCACCGACCACGCUGGCCGCCACGCAGACCGAGCCCGGCGUGCUCUACGCAUUGUGGCUGUGCAUGAUGUGCGUGGCGUUCGUGUUGAGCAUUGUGACCUGCGUGACGUCAUGCCAGUACUGCUGCUGCUGCCAGGAGCCAGUCGUGAGCGAGCAGAGAAUCGUUGUGUUGACACAAGGCCAAUCGCCCCAGAACAUCUUUUUGGAAAACACCAACACAAUCGUGAAUCAACACCAUCCACAGGCCAUAGUCCUGAACACCAUGCAGCAAACGAGCAAUCAGCAUUACUUCCAACAGCCGUACCCGGUAGCACAGCAACCCUUUCCGGGGCACAUGACGGUCCAGCAACCCGUUGCCUUCCAGCCGCCCCCACCGUACUCCGCGGUGGCAUCUACGGGUCCUCCCUGCCAUCCCCAACCUACUCCCGUGGCCUCACCUCCGCAGCAACAACUCGCCCCACCGCAACAGCAGCAAUGUGCACCACACGCGCAACCUUCAGCCCCACAUUCCCCUGCCAAUCAAACCCAUCCCCAUCCGCCGCGUCCAAGUGGGUCGCAACCCAGUCGAAAUGAGCUCAUCGACAGCCAACCGCCACACUCCGCCCGGCCAAGCGACAGUAGCACACCGUCCGCGAGUGUUUACCAGCCGCUGAUCCAUGAAACUCGCCAAGGGACGGCGCCGGACAUACAGCACUCCUAUGAAGAAAACCCACAGUUUACCGGCGAGGAAGACUACGGCCACUCGUACACCUACAUCGACGCCGGGCCAGCCACCAAUUCAACGGUUCAUCGCAGCAACUACAACCCUCAGCCUACCCCUUCUGUUGCCGACGAUGGGAGUUACAUCGAACCCGCCACAGGCGGUGAGUCUUCAACACAGGCGGACAGUCAGCUGUACGACUACGUUGAACCGCCGUCGGACGAGGAGUACGACGACACCCAGGUCGACCCGAAUCCAAGUGCCACUCCAGCGGUCGACUCCUCUGAAUACGUAAACAAAGCCAUCGGAAAACGUGCGAAAAAGCCGAAACGUACGAGGUAGCUGGUCUGUCCUGUCAUUGAAUGGUAUUUAAGCACAUGAAUUAUAACGACCAUGACGCUGGUGUUGAAAGUGUGGACAACGCUGUCACCUCGCUCCAAUAUUGGGUCAUAUUUUCACCGAAUGGGGGGGGGGGGGCUGCAGCGACGCCAUUUUGAAUGAAUAAACGUACGCGAAUGCAAGGUUAUUUGUGUAAGUGGAAAAGUUGUCAUAAUUUAAAAAAAAUAUCAAACAAAACAAAACAAACUAAAAAAAAACCCCAAUAAAUCAAAUUAGAACAUUGUGUGAAUUUCAAGUUAGAGCAAUUUACUUCAGUUAUUGCUUCAGUGAAGGUAAUAUAGGUUUCCCGGCCAAUUCCCUAAAAUGUUCAUUCACUUCUGAAAAUCGAUCAUUCACUUUCGUCUGAAUUCGAAUUCACGUCCUUAAUCCCAUUUCAAUUCCACGAAAGUUCAAUCGUUUUCAUUGUCUGUGCAUUCGGUU
Patiria miniata (bat star) is the source of this 2172-nucleotide messenger RNA. RefSeq lists its product as uncharacterized. The record is from RefSeq and is a predicted model, not a curated record. The coding region runs from base 280 to 1695 and encodes 471 amino acids. Lineage: Eukaryota; Metazoa; Echinodermata; Asteroidea; Valvatida; Asterinidae. The transcript has 5 exons.